Messenger RNA from Struthio camelus australis, 2347 nucleotides. NCBI's taxonomy places the organism in Eukaryota, Metazoa, Chordata, Aves, Struthioniformes, Struthionidae. The record is from RefSeq and is a predicted model, not a curated record.
GGGAAUCAUAGGCUUAACAACAUGGAAGAGACCAAUGAUACUUUUGGUGAGUAGUCAUGGAGAAGGCAUUUCAAUUUGCAUCUGCUGGAGAAUACAUCUUCUGAAAUAAAGCUGUGAGAAAAGCAUGAUGUAUAAACUAUGACAUUGUAGAAGUAGCUUCCUAAGGUGUUGUGUCAUAAAGAAACGUGCAGUUUACUUCUCUUUGGAUAAUUGUCACUGGGCUAUAUGGUUAACCUAUUUGUUCUGCUGUCUGUCGUCUGUGUUCUUCUGAACCUGGCUGGAUUUAUAUUAGGAUGUCAAGGUGCUCAGUUUGUGUCCAGUGUACCCAGAUGUGAUUUGGUGGACACAGGUGAAAACAAGAUUUGUUUCUGCUGUGAAGAAUUUCAUCCCACUAAAUGCACAGAAAAAGAGAAUGCGCUGAAGCUAUACCCAGUGAAGUCAUGCAGUGCUGUUCACCUUCUUCUUAAGAAAGUUCUCUUUGCUCUCUGUGCCCUGAAUGCUCUCACCACCACAGUUUGCUUAGUAGCAGCUGCUCUGCGCUACUUACAGAUAUUUGCAACAAGAAGAACCUGCACAGAUGAAUCUCGGGUUGCCACAGAAGAAACUGAAGAACAAGGUCACAUUUCAGAUCCUGAAGAUUUUGUCCCACCUGUGCCACCUCCUUCAUACUUUGCAACAUUUUAUUCUUGUACUCCCAGAAUGACUCACAGGAUGCUUGGCUCUGAUGUGAUUCCGUUACCACAUAUUUACGGAGCUAGAAUUAAAGGAGUUGAAGUGUUCUGCCCUCUGGAUCCACCUCCUCCUUAUGAUGCUGUGGUGAGCCGGAUCAGCUGUGAACAGGAAGAUACACUACAAGUAGGUGUGGUAGAAGUUGCUGCUGAUUCUGUGGACACAAGUGAUAGGCAGGCCUCUCAAGGUGAAGAAAUUCCUAAGUCUUCCAGCAGAGUGAGCCUUUCACCUUCAAAUGCAAACCCAGCAUCUGCAGACAAGAGAGCCUUCACUCUUCUAAAGAAACGGUCCAAAAGUGACCCUGUGCUGCACUGCCUGCUGCAUCAAGGUCCAGCGCUAAGCUGUGAAGCUGCAACUCAGACUGAAUUAAAACCAGAACUUGAUACUGUCACUUUGCGGAAGAGUUUGAGAGGAAGAGCUUUGAGAGCAAGACCCCAGUCUUUGAUAGACUAUAAGUCCUACAUAGACACUAAGCUGCUUGUGGCACGCUUCCUGGGGCAGUCCUCCUGCAGCAUGACCCCUGACAUACAUGAAUUGCUGGAAAGUAUCAAGUCUGUUUUAAAAUCAGAUGAAGAACACAUGGCGGAAGCUAUCACCAGUGCCACCUUUCUUGAGCAGGUGAUGGCACCUGCCCAGCAAGCAACGUCAUCAAGGGCAUACGUGCAACCUUUUAGACAGCAUCCUGGACUGCUGCACCUGGAGAGCUGUGGUGAUCUGAGUACUUUUACAACAGCUGAAAGUCAGUUAGAAGAAAGAAGGAUCCAGGGACUAGAACAUGAACGGCCUCACAGUCUUAUUGGAGUUGUAAGGGAAACUGUAUUGUGAGCUGGUUUCUCUCUAUUCCUCAGAGCAUUUCUGUCAAACAUGCUUGCUGAACAGAAAAAAUCAUCUCUGAGAAGUACGUGGAAGAGUAUGUCGCUAAUCCAUUUUUAUACCCUCCUGCUCAGACUCCUAAGAGGAAGCUCACUCUACAAAAGCUCUUAAUCAGAUUCCAAGCUGGCCUUUAAACUGGGCUAUUCCGGUGCAACUACUCUGUUUGUGAUAUAAUACUGUUCUUUUGCGCCUCUGUAGUCCAUCAUCACUUAGGAUGGAUUUGUUUUUUAUACUCAAUUUACAAGAGAGAUGGUAGAAUGAUUCUAUGCCUUGGUUUAGCUGAGGUGAGGCAAGAACAGUUACGCAUGCAUGCACUUUGUAUCUCACUGAACAAUACAGGCCAGAGUCAAUGCCUGUCUUUGUAUGUUCUAAAUUACUGUAGCUUUUUAGCAAUUUACUUCCUAGUAGAGGUGCUUCCUACAUAUCAACAGCCAUCCACGCUGAAAGAAUUUCUGCAGCCAUCUCAAAUCCUCUGCAAAUAUGCAGAUAACUACCUGAUGUUGUUUUGGCAACCUUAACCACUAGGCCAAAGUGACCCAUGAGCUGACACUCCCUGGCUACUACAUAAACACAUAAGCCAGUUGACUCAAGCUGUUGACUGCAGCUAGUAUGUCAAGCUCUAUUCUGUACGUAUGCUGCUAACUUGGAAUACACUAAGUGUUUCCAGAGGCUGGGAUCAGGCACACAGUUUUUAUUUCCAAAGCUAGUUGUAACCUUCCGCAUCUCAGCAGGACAACUAAAUAUU